Molecule: messenger RNA, 810 nt
Organism: Limulus polyphemus (Atlantic horseshoe crab)
Lineage: Eukaryota; Metazoa; Arthropoda; Merostomata; Xiphosura; Limulidae
Product: pecanex-like protein 1
Exons: 6
Coding region: 1-810 (269 amino acids)
Source: RefSeq, a predicted model, not a curated record
AUGUAUUCUGAUGUAGCCACAGAAUUAACCAUAUUAGAUAAAUUGGCAGUAAUUUUCUUUCUUUCUUCAUUUGAAAGGGCUCUUCUAAAACAUCAGUUAUGGUCAGAAGGAUCAGUUGACCAAAGCCAAGAGGAUGAAAAUAAAGAAUUUGUUGAUCCUCUCCCUGCAAAACUGCAAGAAACUGUGCUAAUUCGUCUGAAAUCAGAUGGAGUUUUGUGUAUUUUCAUUGGAGUGAUGAUAUUUGCCGUUCAUGUCAGUACAGUAUUUACAGUGUUACAGCCGUACGUUGAGACAGGUUUCCAGCUAUUAGCAGUAGGGUUUGGGGUGACGCUACACUACUUUCUACCCCAGCUCAGGAAACAAAUGCCUUGGUUGUGUUGCACUCGCCCUAUCCUAAGGGCGUAUGAAUACCACCAAUUUGAAAUUCAAGAUGCUGCGAAGAUCAUGUGGUUUGAAAAACUUCAGGUGUGGAUGAGAUUUUUGGAAAAGAAUCUGAUCUAUCCUGUAGUUUUUCUUAGUGCCUUAACUACAGAUUCACCACGAAUUAUUGCCAAUUUUGGCCUGCCGGGUGGCUCAUUAGUGGUGGUAGUUUGUAGUCUACAUUGUGUUCGUAGUGCCUUUUGUGACUCUUCCCAUCACUAUAUAGUCCUCAUCGUCACCAUCCUGUUCUUUAAAUUUGACUACAGGGGUCCGAAUGAACCUUUUCUUCUAAAUUUUUUUGUCACAUCAUUUUUUUACAGAAAGUUUUUUGAGUUCCUAGAGGUUUUUACUGAGUCACGAAUUGCUGUGUUUGUACCUACAGUUUUUUGA